Messenger RNA from Adineta ricciae, 2958 nucleotides. The record is from the annotation of a GenBank genome assembly. Lineage: Eukaryota; Metazoa; Rotifera; Eurotatoria; Adinetida; Adinetidae.
AUGAGCUCGACAGGAAUACUUUCACUGUGUGCGCGACGUUCAAUUCGUCCACUUCAAUUUCCUAUGGGCGUGUUUCAGUUACAGAAAAGACAACUUCAUGAUCAAAGCGAAGCCCAGGCAGCGGAUUCCAAUCCAGCGUAUGACUUCGUUCGACGUCAUCUCGGUCCGAAUGAACGACAGACAAAGGAAAUGCUUCAAGCAUUAGGCCUGAAAUCCAUGGACGAACUAAUCGAUAAAACAGUUCCAGCCGCUAUUCGCUUUCGUGGAAACAUGAAUAUUCCUGAAGCACUUUCGGAGCAUCGCGCUUUGAAAGAAGCGGAGGAAAUUGCUUUUCAAAACGAAGUAUGGCGCUCAUACAUAGGUAUGGGUUAUAACGAUUGUAUUAUUCCAACAGUAAUUCAACGAAAUCUAUUCGAAAAUCCUGGCUGGUAUACGCAAUACACACCUUAUCAGGCAGAGUUGUCUCAAGGGCGUUUAGAAAGUUUACUAAAUUAUCAAACAGCCGUCAGUGAUAUCACAGCACUUCCCUAUGCGAAUGCUAGUUUACUCGAUGAAGGCACAGCCGCUGCUGAAGCCAUGGCAAUGUGUUUUCGUCAUAAUAAACGUCCACGAAUGUUUGUUAGCGAUCAACUUCAUCCACAUGUGAUUGAAGUUAUUCGAACACGCGCUGGUGGAUUUCGUACACAGGUGGAAGUUUUACCAAUUGAGAAAAUGGAUUUUUCGAAAAAAGAUGUGUCUGGUGUUAUUUUUCAAUAUCCUGACACAACCGGAAAUAUAUGUGAUCCUUCCGGAUUAAUUGCUCGAGCUAAAGAAAACGGAACUGCUGUUAUCUGUGGUUCAGAUUUGCUUGCUCUUUGCCUUCUUAAACCUCCUGGUGAAAUGGGCGUGGACAUCUGCUAUGGCAAUUCUCAACGAUUAGGUGUUCCACUAGGUUUUGGUGGUCCACAUGCAGCUUUCUUUUCGUGUGCAGAAACAUUUAAACGUGAUAUGCCUGGCCGAUUAGUUGGUUUAACAAUCGAUUCACAUGGAGCCAAAGCUUAUCGUUUAGCACUUCAAACGCGUGAGCAACAUAUCCGACAGGAGAGAGCUACAAGCAAUAUCUGUACUGCACAAGCAUUGCUCGCCAAUAUGGUUGCCAUGUAUUGUUUGUACCAUGGAAGACAAGGUCUCCGGAACAUAGCUACGAAAAUUCAUGUGCUAACCUGUGAUCUUGCCGAAAGUGUCAAAGCCGGUGGACAUUCAAUCAAAAACGAACUCUUCUUUGAUACAUUAAAAAUCAAACCACGAAUGAGUAUCGACGAAAUCAAACAACGUGCGCAAAAAAAACGCAUCAAUUUACGUUAUCAUGAUAAUGGUAGUGUUGGUGUUUCAUUAGAUGAAACAAUGAAUGAGAAUGACGUUGCCGAUUUGAAAUGGAUAUUUAAUGUUGAGAAUCAAUCAUCAAGUGAAACAACACAACGUCCACGUGAUUUUGGUAACUUAACCCGUCAAAGUCGUUUUCUAAAUGCUGAAAUAUUCAAUAAAUAUCGAUCUGAAACGAAAUUAAUGCGCUAUAUGAAACAUUUAGAAAACAAAGAUAUUUCAUUGGUACAUUCCAUGAUCCCACUAGGUUCAUGCACAAUGAAACUGAAUGCUGCGGCGGAACUAACUCCAUGCUCAUGGGCACAUUUUAAUCGGAUCCAUCCAUUCGCUCCAUCCUCGCAAUGGAAAGGUUAUGUUCGAUUACUCACUGAUCUUAAUCAAUUUCUAUGUGAAAUUACUGGUUACGAUAAGAUAUCAUUUCAGCCGAAUAGUGGAGCUCAAGGAGAAUACGCAGGCUUGCGGGUAAUACGAGCAUACCAUGAACACAGCGGUCAACCACAGCGACGAGUUUGUUUGAUUCCAAUAUCUGCUCAUGGAACGAAUUUUGCAUCAGCUAUCAUGGCUGGAAUGAAAAUCGAAAAAGUUCAGUUAGAUAAAAACGGAGCUGUGGAUAUGAAACACUUAGCUCAAAUAGCUGAAAAACAUAAGGACACACUUGCCUGUGGUAUUGUUACAUAUCCAAGUACCAGUGGAGUUUUUGAGGAAACAAUCAGGGAAUUCUGCGAAAUUAUCCAUAAGAACGGUGGCCAAGUAUACCUUGACGGAGCAAAUAUGAAUGCUCAAGUUGGUUUAUGUCGUCCAGGUGACUAUGGUUCAGAUGUGUCACAUCUGAACUUACAUAAAACAUUCUGCAUUCCACAUGGUGGUGGUGGACCUGGCAUGGGACCUAUUGGAGUUAAGAAACAUCUUGCACCAUUCCUUCCAAAUCAUCCUCUAUUGGAACGUGGUUCCGAGCACAAUUCAGAAGAUUCGUACGGUCCUGUUUCAGCAGCUCCAUUUGGUUCUGCAUCGAUUUUACCAAUCUCUUGGAUGUACAUUCGAAUGAUGGGCGCUGGUGGUCUUCGACGUGCAACAGAAACAGCAAUACUCAAUGCUAAUUACAUAGCUAAACGUCUCGAAUCAUCAUACAAAGUCUUAUUUCGUGGCAAAAAUGGUUUUGCUGCACACGAAUUUAUCAUUGAUGUGAGUCCGUUUAAAGAGCGUACAAAUGUGGAUGCCGUUGAUAUUGCCAAACGUUUACAAGACUACGGUUUCCAUGCCCCCACCGUUUCCUGGCCGGUGGCUGGCUCAUUAAUGAUUGAACCAACAGAAUCUGAAGACAAAAAUGAACUCGAUCGAUUCUGUGAUGCAUUAAUUGAAAUUCGAAAGGAAAUCUCUCAAAUCGAAAGCGGAGAAUUCGAUAAGAAAAACAACCCACUGAAAAAUGCACCACAUUCACAACAUGUUUUUCUUCAUGAGAAAUGGACUCUGCCUUAUUCAUUGAAUAAAGCUGUUUUUCCUAUUCAUUUUGUUUCACCCAAUUACAAAUUUUGGCCAUCAUGUGGACGUGUGAAUGAUGUUUAUGGUGAUAAGAAUCUAAAAUGUCGCGUGGAUUAG